This is a messenger RNA of Penicillium manginii, 2256 nucleotides long. RefSeq lists its product as uncharacterized. Gene Ontology annotation, biological process: protein modification process. Lineage: Eukaryota; Fungi; Ascomycota; Eurotiomycetes; Eurotiales; Aspergillaceae. The coding region runs from base 1 to 2256 and encodes 751 amino acids. Gene Ontology annotation, cellular component: P-body. Gene Ontology annotation, molecular function: hydrolase activity. The transcript is spliced from 4 exons. The record is from RefSeq and is a predicted model, not a curated record.
AUGCACAUCUUGGUCACUAACGACGACGGUCCACCGUCGAACCAGUCGUCACCGUACGUGCAUUCGCUCGUGCACUCACUCCAGGCCGCGGGGCACACUGUCUCGGUCGUUCUUCCUCACCAACAGCGAUCAUGGAUUGGUAAGGCACAUAUCGUGGGCGCAUCGGUGAAACCGACAUACUUCCGCCCAGGUACUUUACAUCAAGAGGAUGGUACAGUUCACCACCUCCCGCGGGGGAGCAAUGGUGAACCUGAUGACGGCGGCGAUGAAUGGAUCUUGAUUGAUUCGACGCCCGCAAGUUGCGUUCAAGUUGGUCUGUACCAUUACUUUGAAGACCGCGGGCCGAUCGAUAUGGUUGUAUCUGGGCCCAACUAUGGCCGCAACACCACCGCACUGUUUGCCAUGUCGAGUGGAACCAUCGGUGCCGCGAUGGAAGGUGCCGUGUGUGGAAAGCGCUCCGUCGCGUUGUCAUAUGCAUUCAGUUCUCGCAACCAUGACCCAAUUAUCAUUGCUGAGGCAUCGAAACAUUCUGUGAAGCUGAUCGAGUAUCUUUAUGCCAAUUGGGGCGAUAAGGUUGAUUUGUACAGCGUCAAUGUUCCGUUAGAGCCUGGUGUCAGCCAGAAUAAGGUCUUAUACACAAAGAUGCUACAGAAUAAGUGGUCUACGGGUAGUUGCUUCGAAGCCACCGACCCUGGUGCCUCCGAAGACCCUGAGCUGCAGGAACAACGGUUACGCAUUGAAAGCGAGAUGAUGGCUGGCAAGGGAGCCGUUUCGACCCAGAAGGAUGAGAGCACGUCUAAGCUAAAGCACAAGCAUUUCAAGUGGGCCCCUAACCUUGGAGAUGUUUACCGGAGUGUUGAGGAGAAUGCCCCUGGAAAUGAUGGAUGGACUGUUAAGGAGCAGAUGACCAGUGUUACGCCUCUUCAAGCGAGUUUCAUGCAUGCACCCAACAUCGAGGGCGAGAUCAAGCUAUCGGAUGACCAGCCAACAGUGUAUUCCAUCGUCGAUUGUGAUGACCCCUAUGUGCAGGCUCUAGUCGACCAAGCCUUGACCCGCCGACUUGGAAGCAAGGCUCGCUCUCAACGAAUUUCCGAUAUCUCCGACCUGCCCGAUUCUUCUGCGCCUGUGUUCCAGUACCGCGAGUAUGAACGCCUGGACUUCGAACAUAUCAUGUGCCGACCAUCGACCUCCCUUUCCAACGCAUACAUCAUUCGAAAGGCCCUGAUCCGCAAGCAUUACCUAUCCAACACGGUAGCAAAUUGGAUCUCCAAAAACCCGGACAGUAUUUUGCGAAACCAUUUUAAACCUGCAUUCGACUUUGAACUGGACUAUGCUGAGUUCCUCGACGAGGCUUUAUUGGAGGCUUACGAGCUACGUGAAAGCAUGGAGAAGAACGAAGAGCGGCCCGAGUCCGAAAAGGAGUGGUGGAUUCUCAAGCCUGGCAUGAGUGACCGAGGACAAGGUAUUCGGCUCUUCAAUAGCGAGGAUCAACUACGCGAAAUCUUUGAGGAGUGGGAAGAAGACUCCGAUGACGAGGAGAGUGGAUCUGAGAGAGAUGAAGCAUCGGUAGAUACAACCGAGGCGCACGAUGCCGGUAUUGUCACUUCCCAGCUGCGUCAUUUCAUGGCACAGCCCUACAUUGACCCCCCGCUUCUUCUCCCUUCGUCCUCCAAUCGCAAAUUCCACAUCCGAACCUACGUUCUCGCAACAGGUUCGCUGCAAGUCUAUGUUUUCAAAGAAAUGCUUGCUCUCUUCGCCGCGAAGUCUUAUUGUGCUCCUCAUGAGGAGGACGAUGAGGUCAAAGAUCUAGCUCGACACUUGACAAACACAUGCUUCCAAGAGGGUGGUAGCUCAAAUGAGGGUAGUGUGCGCCGCUUCUGGGACCUGGACCACCAUGUCCCAGGCCUGUCCGCCGACUGGAAGGAGAAGAUCUUCGAGCAAAUUUGCGCAGUCACAGGCGAGGUCUUUGAAGCUGCAGCUCGAGGAAUGAUGGUGCAUUUCCAGACUUUGCCGAACGCCUUUGAGCUGUUUGGCGUUGACUUCCUUGUCGAUGCCUCCGGAGAUGUCUGGUUGCUGGAGUUGAAUGCCUUCCCGGAUUUUGCCCAGACUGGAGAGAACCUCAAGGAAAUGGUUGUUGGGAAAUUAUUCGAGGAGACCAUUGAUGUUGCUGUCAAGCCCUUCUUUGGACUCGGAUCGAACGAUAGUAAGGGUGAUAUGAAGCUUGUCAAAGACUUGGACUUGGGAAGAAAGAACUAA